Molecule: messenger RNA, 3318 nt
Organism: Lecanosticta acicola
Lineage: Eukaryota; Fungi; Ascomycota; Dothideomycetes; Mycosphaerellales; Mycosphaerellaceae
Source: the annotation of a GenBank genome assembly
AUGCCGGCGACGUGGCGGAUACGACAUGAGACUCUUCUGGUAGAAUUGAAUGAUUAAAUGAAGAAGUGUCCUGUCCGCGUGACCUCAGCGUAGUCGCGCGCGAUUCCAGACGUUUCCGCCGAACCUCGGCCCAACCUAGUACACCUCAGUAAGGUAAGGCUGCUCGACCCUGACGCCGGACUUCACGUGUCAUCGUCCCCAGGUACCUUCCCAUUCUCCAUCUCACACUCCGGGGUCCGGUUGAUAGCAGAGAUACAAUCAUACCACCUCCUCCUCCUCCUCCAUCUACAAGUGAUGUAAUCUUCCUCACACUUGUAUCAUCUCCUUCGAUCUCCAUCUCCAUCUCCAUCUCCAUCUCCAUCUCCAUCUCCAUCUCCAUCUCCAUCUCCAUCUCCAUCUCAAUCCAGGAUGGCACCCGCACAGUACCAACAACGCACCCUCCCCAUCGUCCCGCUCCCUACCCACCUCGUCCUCCUCCCGGGUGUCACCACGCGCGUCCCGCUGCAGAACCGAGCUGACAUCGCCGCUAUCCUCGCACACAUCUACAGUAAAGCCUCGACCCCGCGGCCGGAAGCGAACAGUGUCACCGUCGGUUGUAUCCCGCUCAACAGCCCCUUCCUGUCCCCGGAUGGGAACCGGCUCAUCGAAGAGGGCGGCGACGCCAACGACAACAACAACAACAACAACAACAACAGGAAGAAGAAUGCGAAAUCCGUCGUCGAAGUGGAUCCGGCUCAGGCGAGGAAGGCGGAUCUGUUCCAAUACGGUACCAUGGCGCGCGUCACGGGCGUGCAAGGCCGGAGACCGGGGGAAUUGAUGCUGGUCGUCGAGGGCGUGCAGCGGUUCAAGGUGGACAAGGUCGUCCGCGAACGACCGUACUUCGAAGCGAACGUGGUCCUACACCAGGAGGAAAGAGUGCGGGAAGACGACGAAAAGACCACGACCCUCUUCGCGAACCUGAAACAAUACAGUCGGGAAUUGAUCGCUCUGAUUCGACUCUCUGCGCUCUUGCCCCGGGGAGGCCCGCAGAUGAAUCUCUCCCCGAUCCUCGCGCGGAGGCUGGAAUUGUACAUUGUCCGCAAGGAUGUGCAGGAAGCGGGCGUGCUGGCGGAUUUCAUGACCAACAUCAUCGAUUGCUCGCACGAGGAUAAGCUGCGCAUCCUCUCCGCGCUGCCGAUCCACGAGCGUCUGACGCGCAUCACGGAGAUUCUGCAGAGGCAGAUUUCGACCAUCCAGGGGAACAGCCGGAUUCUGUCCGUGACGACGUCGCCGAAUGCGAGUCAGAGUGCGGUCAUUGAUCUGGAGACGUUGAAUAAGUUGAGGCAGGAUCCGAGAUUGAGGCGAAUGGGCAGUGGGCAAGGGCAGGGGAAUGGGAUGCCGCCUGGGUUUGGGUCGAAUGUCGGGGCGCAGGAGGAGGAGGUGAAUGAGGUGGAGGAGCUGAAGAAGAAAUUGGACGAGGCGGGACUCUCCCCCGAGGCACAGAAGGUGGCAGACCGCGAGCUGAAGAGGUUGUCGAAGAUGAACCCGGCUCAGGCGGAGCAUCAGGUGUGCCGGAAUUACCUGGAGAACUUGGCCGAGAUUCCGUGGACAAAGAUGACGGAGGACAAUCUGGAUGCUGCCACUUUGAGCAAAGCGCGGAAGCAGUUGGAUGAUGAUCAUUAUGGAUUGGAGAAGAUCAAGAAGCGAUUACUGGAGUAUCUGGCGGUUCUGAAGCUGAAGCAGGCCGUGAACAUGGAUCUGGACAAGCAGAUUCAGGCCAUCACGCAGGCUACGCAGCCCACAGAGCAGGCGCAGGAGGCACGCAUCGAGGGCGAGGAGGAUGUUGCUCCUUCAACGCAGGUUACGAAGAAGGGAGAGAAGACGGAAGAGAAGGAAGAGUCGGCCGGGGAGACCAACCUGCUCAAUAACAAGAAGUUGGUCCUGCUCACUCACAAGAAGUUGGUCGACAAGUCGCCGAUUCUGUUGCUUGUCGGGCCGCCGGGCGUGGGCAAAACGUCUCUAGCCAAGUCUGUUGCUACUGCUCUCGGUCGACAGUUCCAUCGCAUUUCCCUGGGUGGUGUGCGCGAUGAGGCGGAGAUUCGUGGACACCGCAGGACAUACGUCGCGGCCAUGCCUGGUCUCAUCGUCAAUGGUCUGAAGAAGGUCGGUGUGGCGAAUCCCGUCUUCCUGCUAGAUGAGAUUGACAAGGUUGGCUCGGCUUCGAUUCAUGGGGAUCCAUCGGCCGCGAUGUUGGAAGUUCUGGAUCCGGAGCAGAAUUCGACGUUUGUGGAUCACUAUGUCAACAUCCCCAUCGAUCUGAGCAAGGUUCUGUUCAUCGCGACUGCGAACACCCUCGACACGAUCCCGCCGCCUCUCCUCGAUCGUAUGGAGACUAUCCAGCUUUCCGGAUACACCACGCUGGAGAAGAGACAUAUCGCCACACGGCAUCUCAUUCCCAAGCAAAUCACCACCAAUGGUCUGAAGCCGGAUAAUGUUCAGAUGAACGAUGAAGUCAUCGAUAGGGUCAUCACUGCUUACACUCGAGAAUCUGGCGUUCGAAAUCUGGAACGCGAGAUUGGAAGUGUGUGUCGAUCUAAAGCCGUCCAGUACGCCGAGGCGCGAGAUACCAAUACUCUCCCCGCGUAUACUCCUAUCGUUACUGCCGAGGAUCUCGAAGACAUUCUCGGCAUUGAACGGUUCGAAGAAGAACUCGCCGCUCGCACUUCCCAGCCCGGCGUCGUCACUGGCCUGGUGGCGUACAGCACCGGCGCCCAAGGCAGCAUCCUCUUCAUCGAAAUCGCCGACAUGCCCGGCGCGGGACGCGUCCAACUGACCGGCAAACUGGGCGACGUGCUCAAGGAGAGCGUCGAAGUGGCCCUCUCGUGGGUGAAAUCGCACGCCUACGAACUCGCCCUCACACACGACCCGGCCGAAGACAUCAUGAAAGCGCGCGCCAUCCACGUGCACUGCCCCUCGGGCGCCAUCCCCAAGGACGGCCCCUCGGCCGGCCUCGCGCACACCAUCGCCCUCGUCUCCCUCUUCUCCGGCAAGCGCGUCCCGCCCACCCUCGCCAUGACGGGCGAAGUCUCCCUGCGCGGCAAAAUCCUACCCGUCGGCGGUAUCAAGGAGAAGCUGAUCGGCGCUCUGCGCGCCGGCGUCAAGAAGAUCCUCCUGCCGCAGGGCAAUCGGAAGGAUGUGAAAGAUUUGCCCCAGGAGGUUAAAGACGGUUUGGAGAUUCUGCUCGUCGGCCAUUUAUGGGAGGCGCUGCCGCUCGUGUGGCCUGAGAGCGAGUGGCCUGGUCUGAGGGGUUGGGGUGGGGGGUUGGAGAGUCGAUUGUAA